Molecule: messenger RNA, 546 nt
Organism: Pseudogymnoascus destructans
Lineage: Eukaryota; Fungi; Ascomycota; Leotiomycetes; Thelebolales; Thelebolaceae
Exons: 2
Coding region: 1-546 (181 amino acids)
Source: RefSeq, a predicted model, not a curated record
AUGCUCAAGACACCAAUAUUCCGCUGCGAUGAUUCGGAGGCAGCCCUUCCAUACAAUCAGCUUCAUGAUCCCCUCAACCGCCUUGGGAAGAUAGCAGGCAUCAAGGAGAUUUUAACUAGCUACUGUUUUCGACGUAGGACAGCCAAUGUCGUUGAUCAUGCUGCUACCGAUGCUGUUAGGGACCAGGUGAUGCGACACAAUGCAAACUCUGCUCUGCAUAACGAACACUACGGACACUACGCCAAUGAGAAAGUGCGGUUUGAUGUUCAGUCUGCUGGACUCGGGCAUCCCUCUGUAGAUGUCGUCCUUCGCAUGCUGACGCAUAUGAGUCUCAUGUGCGAUCCACGCGCACCGGUUCACGUCCCCAUCAUCACUGCACUUGAGCAGGAGCGAGACCAGUUGAAAGCUGGGGCGUACAGAAUUCAGGGGACGACCAUUGAGGCAGAAGUUCGGCGACUUACUGCUGCAAUCGGUAGUGCUAGGACUAGGCGUCGGAACAUUCUCUCUCAAGAUACCGAGAUAAUUGUUUUUGUCGCCGCUCAAUAG